AUGGGAUCCAAAGACAGAGGAACGAAACGUUCUGCACCACAACAGAAAAAUGGCGCUGCAGUUCCAGUGAAAAAGACCAAGGUUGCUCCAAAGAAAGAGAUAAUUCCAGAGUCUUCAUCCGAAGAGGAAGAUGAUGAGGAAGAUGAAGAGAUGGACGAUGUCUCUUCCAGCGAUGAUUUAUCUGACUCUGAAGACGAAUUAGACGAAUUAGAUGAGUUAGAUGACACUGAAAGUAAAGUCACAUCUGUAGCAGAAUCCGCUUCUGAGUCAGACUCAGACUCAGACUCAGAUUCGGAAACUGGCUCAGACUCAGAAUCUACCAAGGAAUCAGGUGCUGCAUCUUCGGAAGACCCUAAUAAGAAAUCCUCUAAAGAACAGCACGCGGAGCAAAGAAAGGUCCUUGCUGAAAGAAAGUUACAGAGAAAGUCCGGUCAGGAAGUCCAACAAAUCAAGAACUUGUGGGAAAAAUUGAGAGUCAAGAAGCCAACUCCUCCAAAGCAAGUGAGAGACAAAUUAUGUGAUGAAAUUUGGAACUUAUCCAAGGAUUGUAUUUUAGAUUUGGUUAUGAAGCAUGAUGCCUCUCGUGUCGUUCAAACUUUGGUAAAGUUUGCUUCCAAGGAAAGAAGAGACAUUGUCGUUUCAUCAUUAAAGGGAAAUUACUACACUUUGGCUACAUCUUCAUACGGUAAGUACCUUUUGGUGAAGUUGUUGCAUUAUGGAUCCAAGGAAUCUCGUACUCUCAUCGUCAAUGAGCUACACGGAAAAUUGAGAAAGUUGAUGAGACACAGAGAAGGUGCAUACGUUGUAGAGGAUCUCUUCGUAUUGUACUCUACUGCUGAACAAAGGCAGCAGAUGAUUAGAGAAUUCUGGGGUUCUGAAUAUGCUGUUUUCAGAGAUUCUGGUAAAGGAAAGACUAUUUUGGAUAUAGUUGCUGAAUCCUCAGAAAAGAAGCAUCUUAUAAUGACCAAUUUGAUUGGUACUAUAACUGCGUCUAUUGAAAAGGGAUCCACUGGUUUCCAAAUUUUGCACGCUGCUAUGAAGGAUUACGUAACUGUGUUAUUGUCUGACCCAGCUGCUCACGAUAAGGAACUAAGAGAAUUCAUUGAACUACUUACAGAGCAAUUUGCUGAAUUGGUCCACACACAAGAAGGUAGCGAAGUUGCAUGCCAAUUAAUAAGUGUAGCCAACGCUAAGGAAAGAAAAUUGAUUGUUCGUGGAUUGAAAAGUCAUGCCAAGGAAUUAAUUAAAAAUGACAACGGUAAUUUGGUCCUCAUCACUCUCUUCAUGACUGUGGAUGAUACUGUUAUGUUGCAUAAAUCAUUCAGCACUGAAUUGUUUACCAAUGAACUUUUACCUAACCUUAUUAGUGAAAAAUUCUCGAGACGUCCAUUACUUUAUUUGUUGAAGGGAUUGGAUGGUAAGUACUUCGCUCCAGUUGUUACCAAGCCAUUGAAAGCUUAUGAAACCCUUGCAUAUAACACAACCACUAAGAAACCUCAAGAACAAAGAAGAUUAGAAAUCUUGGAUAGAGCUUUACCAUUAAUUUACCAAUCAAUUUUAGCAUUAGAGGAACAUGACUUGAUCACCUUAUUAUCAGUAAAUAUUGCUGCACAAUUCAUCACAGAAUUAAUACUUACCCCUACCACUGUUGAAGAAGUCAACACUAAAUUAAGACCUGAAUUGCUUGCUUUGCUCUUUAAGCUUUCAGUACAAGGAGACAUAUUGGAAGAUUUUCAUUUGAUCAAUAAGGUUCCUUUUAUCACAAGAUCAUUGAAGGCAUUGAUUCAAGGAAAUGAAUUCAAGUGGGAUAAUGAAUCUAAGAAGUUAAUUUUGAUUGAAGAUAAUGAAAAAAUAAGUGGUGCUGGUUUAGAAUUUGCUACAAAGGUUACUGAGGAGAUUUUAUCCGAUUCUAAAACAUUAGACAACUGGGUCGCUAACGGUCAAGGUUCAUUUGUGAUAGUUUCUGUCUAUGAAGUAUUGCAAUUGCUGACCACUGAACAACAGAAGUUUAAAGAACUUCAAAAGGCAUUGAAAAAGGUCAAAAAGAAUUUAGUUAAAGAUACUGACAACAAGGGUGCCCAAUUAUUAGCUAAACUUAUCUAA
Messenger RNA from Dujonia railenensis, 2103 nucleotides. The record is from the annotation of a GenBank genome assembly. NCBI's taxonomy places the organism in Eukaryota, Fungi, Ascomycota, Pichiomycetes, Serinales, Debaryomycetaceae.